CUAAAAAAUUGAUCUUUGACUGUUAAUAAGCUAACAAAUCCAACCCCACCAUGUUGAAGAAGCUGAGAAGAAAUUUCAAAAGAUUCAAAACCUUAAUCAACAAGAGCUUCAGCAGCUAUAAAUUCCCAUUUCAAUCUCCUCCUCUUUCACCGCCUCCGCCGCCGGCCAUGUCGUCGCCAUUCGAGCCUUUACGGCAGUCGCCGCGGCCCGCCGCGCCGGUUCCGUUUCCCCAAACCCAAUCCACCGUUCUCCCUGAUCCUUCCGAUUUCUUCUCCCCUCACCUCCUCUCCUCCCCUCUCCCCACAAAUUCCUUCUUCCAAAACUUCACCGUCAAAAAUGGCGAUCAGCCGGAAUACAUCCACCCCUAUCUGAUCAAAUCCGCCCUCUCCUCCAUCGCUAUUUCGUACCCUUCAAUCGUCUGCAACUCCGCUGUCGGAUUCCAGGUUUUCAACGCCGAUUUGACCGUCUCCGCCGCUGGAAAUUCCGGUUCGUUUUCACAGAAAUCGCAUAUAAUCUCUGAAUUCAGUGAUCUCAGUGUCACUCUCGACAUUCCCUCCGCUAAUCUCCGAUCAUUCCUCGUCCGGGGAAGCCCAUUUCUGACCUUCGAGGUUUUCAACAAUACCCCAAUUUCAAUCUCCACCAUUCACGCGAUUCUCUCGUUUUCUUCCAAUAGUUCGUUCACUAAAUUCACUGUCACGCUCAAUAAUAAUCAGACAUGGCUGAUUUACUCCUCGUCUCCGAUCAAUUUUACCCACGAUCUCUCGAAGAUAACUUCCGGUGGAUUUUCCGGCAUCAUCCGAAUCGCAGCGGUGCCGGACCCACAUUGUGAAUCGAUACUCGACCGGUUCAGUUCUUGCUACCCGGUUUCCGGUGAGGCGAAGUUUGGAAACCCUUUUUGUUUGGAGUACAAAUGGGAGAAGAGAGGGUGGGGCGAUUUGCUCAUGCUCGCUCACCCUCUUCAUCUCCGCCUCCUCUCCGGCGGCGGCGCCGUUCUCGAUGACUUAAAGUACAAAAGCAUCGACGGCGACCUCGUCGGCAUCGUCGGAAGCUCGUGGGUCUUGCAAUCGGACCCUGUUUCUGUAACUUGGCACUCAAUCAAUGGCGUGGGAGCGGAAUUUCACAGCGAAAUCAUCUCCGCGCUCGUGAAAGAUGUGGAGGGCUUAAACUCUGCACCCAUAACAACAACAUCGUCUUACUUUUAUGGGAAAUCGAUUGCUAGAGCCGCGAGGCUCGCAUUGAUUGCUGAGGAAGUGAAUUUUCUGCAGGUGAUUCCAGAGGUGAGGAAGUUUCUGAAGGGGGCGAUUGAGCCAUGGCUUCGUGGGACUUUCAAUGGAAAUGGGUUUCUUUACGAUGGGAAAUGGGGUGGGUUUGUGACCCAACAAGGGUCCUCUGAUUCUGGUGCAGAUUUUGGAUUUGGAGUGUAUAAUGACCACCAUUUCCAUAUUGGGUACUUUCUCUAUGCCAUUGCUGUGCUGGUGAAGAUUGACCCAGCUUGGGGAAGAAAGUUCAGGCCUCAAGCUUACUCUUUAAUGGCGGAUUUCAUGAACUUGAGUAGGAGACCAAACUCAAGCUUCCCACGCCUGAGAUGCUUCGAUUUGUAUAAACUGCACUCCUGGGCUUCGGGUUUAACCGAAUUCGCCGACGGUCGGAAUCAGGAGAGCACCAGUGAGGCUGUGAAUGCUUAUUACUCAGCAGCUCUGUUGGGGCUGGCUUAUGGAGACACCCAUCUUGCUUCCAUUGGAUCAACACUCACAGCAAUGGAGAUCAAGGCAGCUCAAACAUGGUGGCAAAUCAGGGAAGGGGACAAUCUGUACGAGGUUGAUUUUGAAAGAGAAAACAAGGUGGUUGGUGUGUUGUGGUCCAACAAAAGGGACAGUGGCUUGUGGUUUGCUCCUCCUGAUUGGAGGGAAUGUAGGCUUGGGAUUCAGGUUCUGCCUUUAUUGCCCAUCACUGAGGUCUUGUUCUCUGAUGUUGGGUUUGCAAGGGAGCUUGUGGAGUGGACAUUGCCUUCUUUGGGAAGGGAAGGAGUUGGGGAAGGAUGGAAGGGAUUUGCAUACGCCUUGCAGGGCGUUUACGAUAAAGACGGGGCGUUGGGGAAGAUCAGAAACUUGGGAGGUUUCGACGACGGGAACUCGCUCUCGAAUCUGUUAUGGUGGAUUCACAGUAGAGGAGGAGGAGAAGGGUCUGGUGGUGGAUGGAGACAUUGGUGGCUUAGCCAUUAAUUACUUGGGAGUUGAAUAAGAACUGAACAGGGAUAUCAGGAAACAUCUUCUCGAUUUCGAACCAAAUGGAACCGAUCCAAAUCCGUUUGAAUAAACUGAAAGUGAAACAGUGUACAGGGUUGUUUCAUUCACUCUACACAUCUGAUACAAUACACUGAAGAAGCUGCUGGUUUUUGUGCUCUGGUUUUCAGGUUCAUUUGGAGCUGAACAAGAACUGUACCAUUGUUGUAUUGGAAUUUGAAGAUGGCAGCCAGAGGAAAUCAAGUGCAGUUUGUUUGUUUCAAGUGAAUUUGUUGUGUGUUUCAUCUUGAUUUCUACACUCUUCCCUUUGAUUUGAUUUGAUUUUUUCUUGAAACAUGUUCGAUAAAACAAAAAGUUGUGUUCUUCACUGAUUCCCAUUCUUAUUGAAUGAUUUGAUAUAGAAUUCUUUAUCUCUGUUACUGUUCA
Molecule: messenger RNA, 2669 nt
Organism: Momordica charantia (bitter melon)
Lineage: Eukaryota; Viridiplantae; Streptophyta; Magnoliopsida; Cucurbitales; Cucurbitaceae
Product: glucan endo-1,3-beta-D-glucosidase
Molecular function (GO): endo-1,3(4)-beta-glucanase activity
Source: RefSeq, a predicted model, not a curated record